ACAGGAAGUGCGAAAUAUGGCUGAAUCUGAAAAAUCACCCCGACCAAAUGGAGACGCAAUAGAGCAAGACAGUACCCCCACAAAUAAUGGAGCCGAUAAAAAGACAAACUUCAUGAGUCAAAUACGCGUACAACAGCUAAGGGAUAAAGCCCAGAAUGUCCGAGGUGAGAUAAUUGACCAGCUAGAUUCCCAGCUGAAUGAUUUAAUAGAUGACUUCACAAAUGGAGUGGAUGCUUUGGACACUGCAGAAGGGACAGUCCCUGCUAGAGCUAAUGGUCAUUACAGACAACCAAGUCACCAUCGGGGACCAGGAAAUGAACUUGAAGAGAAAGUGUUCCAGAUACGAAGAUCAGUACUUACAGAGCUGUUACAGAUCAACCACAUACGAACAAUCUACCAUAUAUUCAUCGCCAUCAUGAUUAUAUUCAGUCUCAACACAAUGCUAUAUGACAUCAUAGAGAAAGGAUAUUUAAGUUUAGAAUUUGAAAUGAUGCUUUGGGCAUUUGGCAAGUUACCUCAGGUCAUGUACCUAUGGACUUGUAUGUCUAUUUCAACCCUUGCUGUUUAUCCCGUCUUCAACUUUUGGGCUAAUAAUAGGAUAGCUGGACCCACAGGUUUGUUUGAUAAUGCAUUUAUUGUGCUAUACAUCAUUUACAUGAUAGCAUUCCUUGUGUGGCCAGUUACUUACAUUAACAUGGAAAAUAUGCCUCCUGCUUCAUCUGUCACAUUAGCAUGCGAACAGGUGAGGUUAGUGAUGAAAACACAUGCAUUUGUUCGUGAAAAUUGGCCAAGAGCUCGCAACUACAAGCCUCAUUCUGAUGAUGAUAAUCAUGACGAGGGACCAUGCCCAGAUUUCGGGAAAUAUCUCUAUUUCCUGUUUGCACCCACUUUGAUCUAUAGAGACAGUUACCCACGAACCAAGUCUAUCAGAUGGAACUAUGUGGUGUCUAACUUUGCUCAGGUGUGGGCCUGUAUGUUCUACGUCUACUACAUCUUCCAGAGAUUCUGUGUGCCUGUAUUCCGCAACUUUAGCCAGGAUCAUGUCACCGUCAAAGCAUUAAUUCUAUCUGUAUUCAAUUGUAUGCUUCCUGGGACACUGGUGCUGUUUAUUGCAUUCUUUGCUGUACUCCACUCUUGGCUGAAUGCCUUUGCAGAGAUGCUGAGGUUUGGAGACAGACUUUUCUACAAGGAUUGGUGGAAUGCUACAUCAUUUGCCACAUACUACAGGACAUGGAAUGUUGUAGUCCAUGACUGGCUUUAUACCUACAUAUACAAGGACUUCUUUGCUAUAUUUGGAGCCAGGUCUAGCGUGUCAAAUGUUGGUGCCAAGGCAUCUGUAUUCCUGCUUUCUGCAAUAUUCCACGAGUACAUCUUGACUGUUUCAUUCCGCUUCUUCUACCCAGUUCUCUUUGUGCUCUUUGCUGGUGCAGGAUUUUUGAUCAUGUUCCUGCGUGGUAGAUCUCGGGGAUGGAAUGUGUUCAUGUGGGUAGGACUAUUCAUGGGAACGGGAAUCCUAAUGUGCCUUUACAGCAUGGAGUGGUAUGCCAGACAAGAUUGCCCCAUCGAUACAGAAAGUUGGUUAAAUGAAUACCUGGUUCCAAAGUCAUUGUCAUGUGACUUUUUAAGAAUGCAUGAGCAGCAGAACAAUAUAACUGAGAAAAUGAACAAGGCCUGAAUCUGUCUCAAAUUAAUGUUUGACGAGUCAUAUAAUUCACAAAUGUAUCUCAAAUCACAAACCGACCACUAAGAGAAAUUAGUUUUAUACAAUACAAUGCAGGAAAAUUGGGUGAUGGUUGAGGGGAAAAGUUUAAUAAUCUUAUCGACCCUUCAUCACUGAAUACACUUCCAUGACCAUGUCAUUAUGUCACUGGUCUAUGGGCAAAUGCUUACUUACUGCACAUUGUAAUUUUUGUUCAGAUCUUUUGCUAGGAUAUAGAUGGUGUUGCAUCGUGUCAUAUAUACAUUAUGUGUACUACAUUAUGUCGAGCGAAUUUCCUUAUAAGGGGGUUAGGGCCAGAGGGUGCUUUCAUUAUUGAAUAAUUUUCCGAAACUGUCAACAUUUUAACACAUGGAUCCUUGCUACAAGAAAUUUUGUAAAAUAAUGAUAAUGGCAGUCUAUUGUGACAUUACAAGUUCCCUGUGUAAGGAAAAGGCUAAAAAAUCAAACCUUUUAAGAAGAAAAAGCUAACGAACAAAAAAUAUUAUUAGUUUAUUGAGAAAUUGCAGUAUGAUCAAAAUGUGCCAUCGAAACAGAUAUACUAUUAAAAGCUAUAUAAAUGCAUGUUUUAAGCGUUUUGUAACAAGUUAACAAACAUUGACAGAUUUCAUUCCAUAUUUUAUUUUGAACUGGAAUGCUAUUAACCACCAUUUGUUAGGUAGCUGUGGGUAUUAUUCUUGAUUUUUGUAAAACCCGUAAUUAUCAAACACAUCUUUGUAUUUUUCUCGAUGAGAGCCACUGUAUAUGAGCAAGGGGCAAUGUCUAUAAGUGUUUACAAUUGUUGCUAUAGGGAUAAGCUUUGUGUGUAUUGUGCAAUCACAUUAAGUGACCUUUAGUGGGUAGACAGGAAUAAAUAGGCAAGACAUCAAAAAAAGGCAAAACUUAUAUUAAACAUCUAUGGGACAUAAUUUUCAUAUUUCUCAUGGAAAAAUGUCUUAAAAUUGUUUUAUAAAAUUUUGGGGAGGCAACUUUUUGCCUCACCUGAGUCAAAGCUAAGUAUGCUUAUGACAUUGUCAUUAGAAUUGUAUAUAAUAUGUGGAGGAUGGGGAACCAAUUAUAAAAAACUAAUAUUUUAGCAUAGACAAGUGGAGAUUAACAUGCUGGUACCAUUCAGUGUAUCAGGAAAAAUAGUGUCUAUGCAGUAUGCAUAAAAAUAAUGUGUUACACUUAAUACUGAGGUUACAAGUAACAUUUACAACUUAAAACAUGAAAAUCAAUAAUAUUCCACAGACUCGAUUCUUUGUUCUUCAGUAAUGAAUAACUUUUGAAGAAGAUUUUUUUGAAUCGAGUCUUUGUGAUAUUCUGACUUUAGAAUGUCGACAGCUCUACUUACCUCCUAAUCCUUGUUAACCAAUGUCUUCAUAUAUGUAUAUUAGGUUACCAGUGUACCAGUAUGUGAAUCUCCAGUGAAAAAUGCUUACUUUAUAUUUUUACAAGAACAGUGAAAAUGAUUCCUUGUACUAUAGUAUGUCCAUGACUGUGUCAUGUUAGCGUAUGGAAAAUAUUUUUAAUAUUAAAUAAUUUGGACCAAAUUUAUCAAUUUCGCGGCAAAACUGAUUUGAUUUUCAGAGCAGAAAUGUUACGUCGCAUGACAAGAUUGUCAAAUGACACUUAAGGAAUCAGUUUUCUGAGAAAUGCGAUUUUGUUUGUAAAUAAAAAUAAAAGUCAGUUAUGGUUGAAUUGUAAGACAUCAGGCUUUUGCUGUGCAUAGUUCAAAGUAAGCGAAUCGCUUCUUUCAACUCCAUGGUUAAAUGUGAUGAUGCUUAAUCCUAACCCACCAUAGUAAAUGUAAACAAUCACACCUUUGCUUGUGUUUUGUAUUUUUUCUUAUUUAAUUAGUUUGUUCAGUGCCAUUUUCCAUCAAUGGAGACCAAAUGCACUUAUACAAGGUGAUCCCAAAAAUAGAGCCACCAUAAAGCGUUAUCAGUUCCUUUUUCAAUGGAUCUGUUUUUGGAGUCAUCCUGUAUGCCUGCUACUUGCAAUGCUUCAGUAUUCAAUGCAGCUUUUUUUUAAUUCAUUUAUUACGAGUGAUAUUGUUUAAUUUGAAUGAAAUGUAUGUGUUGUCUGUAUUAGUUAGUUCUACAUUUUUAAGUAUUUCAUUGGCCAAACAAAGCAGAAGGCCUCUGAAGUCAGGAAAAUCAAGCUUUUAGUGCAUACAUUGUAAUUUUUGCAUAGAACCAUUUUUGUAUUUAUGGAAUUAAAUGAUUCAAGUCAGCAAUAAAGGUUUAUGCCCCUCUAUGGCAAGAAGUUAAUUUUCUUGAUUUC
Messenger RNA from Owenia fusiformis, 3982 nucleotides. The record is from the annotation of a GenBank genome assembly. NCBI's taxonomy places the organism in Eukaryota, Metazoa, Annelida, Polychaeta, Sabellida, Oweniidae.